Molecule: messenger RNA, 4998 nt
Organism: Oncorhynchus kisutch (coho salmon)
Lineage: Eukaryota; Metazoa; Chordata; Actinopteri; Salmoniformes; Salmonidae
Gene: nhlrc2
Product: NHL repeat containing 2
Exons: 12
Coding region: 240-2402 (720 amino acids)
Molecular function (GO): protein binding
Source: RefSeq, a predicted model, not a curated record
ACCCUCGAACACGGACUCCUCUGUAUUGUUAGAAAAUACAACAGCAGUUUCCAAACAAUUAGCAGUUAUUUUUUUAAUAUAAUGUACUUUUAAAAUAAACAUGUAUUCAAAAGAUCCUAUAUUAAUAAGAGCACCAUUUUUUGAAUUAAUUAAUUCCAUAUUGCUAAUUUUGUCACUGUUGAAAAGUACUGGUGCAGAAUGUAGCAUUGACUUUACUCAAUGAAAUUGUGGUUGGAAAGAUGGCGUCCAAGUGCAACCUUUCUGCUUUAUUUCCAAUCCAGAGCCAGUUGGACGACGCCCUGGACAACGCUACGAACCAACAAGAGAAAGAAAACCUUGUCUACCAGUACUUGAAAAAACUAGACGACAAAGAUGACUUGAGGAUUCCCGAUUUUGACGAAGGUCUCGAAUGGCUGAACACAGAAGGCCCUCUUUCUUUCACAAGAGAGCUUGCUGGUAAAGUGGUGGUGUUGGACUUCUUUACUUACUGCUGCAUAAACUGCAUCCAUAUCCUUCCUGACCUGCAUCAGCUGGAGAAAAAGCACUCUGUGAAAGAUGGGCUUGUUAUCGUGGGUGUCCACUCUGCCAAGUUCCCCAACGAAAAGGUGCUGCAGAACGUGCAGAGCGCUGUGCUCCGCUACAACAUUACCCACCCGGUGGUGAACGAUGGAGACGCUCGGCUGUGGCAUGAGCUGGAGGUGGCCUGUUGGCCCACCCUGGUGCUCAUUGGGCCCAGGGGCAACCUGCUCUUCUCGCUGGUGGGAGAGGGCCACCGUGAGCGCCUAGCGCUCUUCACCAACACCUCCCUUCGACACUACAGGGACCAGGUCCUGCUCAGUGACCACCUUGUGGGGACCAAGCUUUACAGGGACUCUCUGCCCCCAUCGCUUCUUUCGUUUCCUGGGAAGGUAGCAGUGGAUUCUAGUAGGAAGAGACUGGCUAUAGCAGAUACGGGCCAUCAUCGGGUACUUGUGGUGUCCAGCAUUGGGCUGGUGCUUUACUCUAUAGGAGGGCCUGAGAGUGGUAGGAAAGACGGUAAUCUCGACGAAGCAACCUUCUGCUCCCCACAGGGGAUUGUCAUCAAAGGAGAUACUGUCUUUGUGGCCGACACUGAAAACCAUCUGAUCAGAAAGAUUGACUUGUUAGAGGGACAGGUCAGCACCCUGGCAGGAGUGGGAUUUCAAGGCACAGACAUGGAGGGAGGGGCCAUGGGACCCCAGCAGCCUAUCAGCUCACCCUGGGACUUGGCCCUUGGGACUGCAGGCGGUGAGGAGGAUAACAUGCUGUGGGUGGCCAUGGCAGGGACACACCAGAUCUGGGCUCUUUUUCUGGAAAAUGGGAAGUUGCCUAAAAGAAGCGAGUUCAAAGCGGGGACGUGUGUGCGCUUCGCCGGCAGUGGCAACGAAGAGAACCGCAACAACGCCUACCCCCAAAAGGCCGGCUUUGCCCAGCCCUCGGGCCUGGCCCCCGCUCCGGAGGAGCCCUGGGGGUGUCUGUACGUGGCCGACAGUGAGAGCAGCACUGUGCGCUCCCUGGCUCUGAAGGACGGCGCUGUCAAACUGCUGGUGGGGGGCGAGAGAGACCCCCUGAACCUGUUUGCGUUUGGGGACGUGGACGGGAAAGGAGUGGACGCAAAGCUCCAGCACCCUCUCGGUGUGGCCUGGGCUCCUGACCAAGGCCUCCUCUAUGUGGCGGAUUCCUACAACCACAAGAUCAAAGUGGUGGACCCAAAAACCAGGCAGUGUCUGGUUGUGGCUGGGACAGGGGAAGCAGGUGACGUGUUAGGGCCAGGGUUGACUGAGUCCAGCUUCAAUGAGCCUGGUGGCCUGUGUGUCGGGGAGGGGGGCAGGGUGCUGUAUGUAGCUGACACCAACAACCACCACCUCAAAGUCUUGGACCUGGACACCAAGACUGUGUCACUGUUCCCCAUUUCAUUGGAGGACGCGGUAGACUCUGCACCAACUAAGUCCUCUGGACCUUGUAAAGUCCCCAAGCUCCCCAAAUCUGCUUCUAGGGUGAAGAUGCCACCACUGGCAGUGUCACCAGGACAGACUGUCAACUUGGAGCUGGUGCUAUCGCUACCAGAGGGCACCAAGCUCACUGAAGACGCACCCAGCUUUUGGACCCUGUCAGCAGAAGGUAACGAGUGGUUGGUAGGGAACCAGGUGGUGACCGGGGACAUCCAAAAUCUUUCCCAGCCCCUUUCCAUCCCUGCCAUACUUCCAACGGUUCUCAAGGCGACAGAGUCCAGCCCCUCCCUCACCCUGAGUGUUUGGGUUUACUGCUGUCUGGCAGGAGGCGGGGCUUGUAUGAUGAAAGCCGCCUCCUUCACGCAACCUCUCCAGAUAGGCUCUACACCCAGAAACGGCUCGGUUACCGUGACGCUGGCUCAUGCCUUCUAACUUAACAAGCCUCUAGCCCUUCCCUCUCGUUGGGGCUUUGUGUUUCAAAUCUGUUUCAUUUUUAAAUGAAGAUUCAAGUUUACAAAUGUAGAAAUCAUUUUGAUAGCUCCUUUUGAACACAAACGAUAACAGUAACAAAUCAUUUAUCACAGAAGUUGAUUGACAUGUUUAAACAAAGUAGAUAUAUCAAAAAUAGCAUGGAAAGGGGAAGAAAAGGUCAAACCCGGACAUAAUUCAAUCAACAGACAAAGAAGUUAGAAAAAAAUACCCCCCAAAAGGAUAAGCCCACUCUACCUGCUUCCUUCCCCUAAAUCCUAUGUAACUUUGUCUUAGAUAAGUGUACUGUAUAAUUGGCUCAUUCAUCUCCCUCCUCUCCUCUGUAACUAUUCCCUAAUUCGUUGCUGUAAAUGAGAAUGUGUUCUCAGUCAACAUACCUGGUAAAAUAAAGAAAUACAAUUUAAGGACUUUAAACUUUUUAUCAAACAAUGCCUGGAGUAAAUGUUUUAUAUUAUUGAACUAGGCAAGUCAGUUAAGAACAAAUUCUUAUUUACAAUGACGGCCAAACCCUAACCCAGACGAUGCUGGCCAAUUGUGCGCCGUCCUAUGGGACUCCCAAUCACGGCCGGUUGUGAUACAACCACUAUAGACCAGGGUCUAUAGUGAAGCCUCUAGCACUCAGAUGCAGUGCCUUAGACCGCUGCGCCACUCGGGAGCCCUCAAAUUGAAUGGGUAUUUAUGUAUUCUAAGGUAACCUCCCUGUCUGCAACAGGUAUAUCGGUGUCCAGCGCUUCCUCCCACUUUGCGUUAGUAGGAUCUGUGGAGGGUGGAUAGACGGACUGAAAUGUGUCAUAAUACCGAGAUAUCAGUUUGUUUGAUCCUGAGCACAAUUUAAUGCACCCAUCAAACAUGGAAGGUUUGACAUUCUCGAAUGCAUGUAGAGGUUUUCUUAUACUGAAUUUUUAUAUAUAUAUAUAUAUAUCUCACACACACACGUAAAGUGUUGAAAUAAAAGAUCCCAGAAAUGUUCCAUAUGCAGAAAAAGCUUAUUUCUCUCAAAUGUUGUGCACAAAUGUGUUUACAUCCCUGUUAGUGAGCAUUUCUCAUUUGCCAAGAAAAUCCAUCCACCUGACAGGUGUGGCAUAUCAAGAAGCUGAUUAAACAGCAUGAUCAUCACAUAGGUGCACCUUGUGCUGGGGACACUCUAAAAUGUGCAGUUUUGUAACACAACUCUAUGCCACAGAUUGAGGGAACAGGCAAUUGGCAUGCUGACUACAGGAAUGUCCGCCAGAGCUGUUGCCAGAGCAUUAAUUUGUCUACCAUAAGCCACCUCCAACAAAAAAAAAUGAGAAUUUGGCAAAACAUCCAACUGGUAUCGCAACCGCAGACCAUGUGUAGUAACCAUGUCAGCCCAGGACCACAUCCGGCUUCUUCACCUGUGGGAUCGUCUGAGACCAGCCACCCAGAAAGCUGAUGAUACUGAGGGUUAUUCCUGUCUGAAAUAAAGCCUUUUUUUUGUAGAUAAAAACUCAUUCUGAUUGGCUGGGCCUGGCUCUGAAGUGGGUGGGCCUAUGCCCUCCCAGGCCCACCAAUGGCUGUGCCCCUGCCUAUCAUGUGAAAUCCAUAAAUUAGUGCCUACUGAAUUCAUGUAAUUUGACUUGACUUCCUUAUAUCAACUGUGUAACUCCAUAAGAUCACUGUCCAUUCAUUUUAGAUCAUUGAACACUGCUUAGGUAGGCAUUAGGGGAACUAGACUUGGGGUCGAAAUGGAAUUGGGUCACUAUUAUAUGUCACAUGAGGGAGUGUAUGGUUUCCCAGUAUUCCCUGUCUUUAUUUUACAGCACCAAAGUGCAUGUAUCGUCUUCCUCUUCACUGUGUGUUUAUGGAUGGGGGAAAACAUGUGGGCUCUAAAUAAGGUUUACAUAAUACAUCCAUAAGCACUCUGUAAUACCUCUAGAAAACCUUUCAUAGACUUUUAUGUCCACAACAACACUGUGUCUGCUGACUGGCUUGGAUUUGUGCCAGCCAACUUGCUUACUUAAAUAAUACUUCAGAGCUGGUAAAAAUGGUUACAAUUACAUUUCAACCAAUUUUGCCCUGUUGGUUUUGUCAUAAGGCAUUUACAAAAAGUUUGAUCACACUUAAUCAUUACGCCCACAUUUGUAAAUGUUAGUAACCUAGUUAUUCACACAUUUAUAAACUUUUAUAUUUUAACUGAUGUAUUAAUGAUUCAUAAGAUAAGGUGUUUAGUAUAGGUCCUUUAUAAACCAUUUAGUAAUCAUUAGUUUGUCCCUAAUCUAAAGUGAGGGUUUAGCGUUAGUGUUACCAGCACUCAUAAUGCAUUUUAUGAGGCCUACCUCCAGAGGUGGUCAGGAAUAUCGGAUCGUCUACACCUGAAAACAUUUUGGGCACAAUUGGAAAGUGGACAAGAUCAGGACAAAGGACGCGUAUUAGUAUCAGGUGUAAACGGGGAUUCUGAUUUCUCUGUCCCAGCUGUCCGGCGUGUGUUUUUAUACUUUCCAAGGGCAGCGCUUUUUUCAAACUGUUCUUUUAUUAUGCAAUGUAACAAGGGCAAAGUAAUAAACCAUAUUUGAUGAGC